This is a messenger RNA of Hordeum vulgare subsp. vulgare (domesticated barley), 1543 nucleotides long. RefSeq names its product probable 2-oxoglutarate-dependent dioxygenase SLC1. Bases 52 to 1230 code for a protein of 392 amino acids. NCBI's taxonomy places the organism in Eukaryota, Viridiplantae, Streptophyta, Magnoliopsida, Poales, Poaceae. The record is from RefSeq and is a predicted model, not a curated record. The transcript is spliced from 3 exons.
GAGACCUUCUGCUCGCUUUGAUCAGAUACCAACGUGCGUGCGUGCUCAUCAAUGGCGAUCCUCGCCGCUGCCGCAGAGAGCAGCAGCAGCAGCAGUGCCAGCAGCCAUGCCCACCAUCCGCAACAGCAGCAGCAGCUCAAGCCCGCCACCACCGCCAGCAAGCAGUCACCGUCAAAGGCAUCGGAAGCGGAGGAGGCGAACAAGGGCGUGCGGCACCUGUGCGAGCGCGGCGUCACGUCCCUCCCGCCGCGCUACGUCCUGCCGCCCUCCGACCGCCCGGCGCCGGCCACCGCGCGCGCCAUCCCGGUGAUCGACAUGGCCCGCCUCCGCUCCACGGCCGCGUCGGAGCGCGCCGCGGAGCUGGCGCGGCUCGACGCGGCGUGCCGCGACCUGGGCUUCUUCCAGGCGGUGAACCACGGCGCCGGCGGGAAGGCCAGGGCCAUGCUGGACGUGGCGGCGCGCUUCUUCGCGCUGCCGUUCGAGGAGCGGGCGCGGCACAUGUCGCCGGACAUCCGGGCGCCGGUGAGGUACGGCACCAGCUUCAACCAGCUCAACGACGGCGUGCUCUGCUGGCGCGACUUCCUCAAGCUGCUCUGCAACCCCGCCAAGCUCCACCACAUCCUGCCAUCAUGGCCCCACAACCCCUCCGACCUCAGGGAGGUGAUGUCGUCGUACGCCCGCGCGAACCAGGGGCUGUUCCGGGAGCUGAUGGAGGCGGCGCUCGAGGCGAUGGGGAUCACCGGCGAGGGGGUCCUCGAGGAGCUCGACUGCGGGACGCAAAUGAUGAUGGUCAACUGCUUCCCGGCGUGCCCGGAGCCGGAACUCACGCUGGGGAUGCCGCCGCACUCCGACUACGGCUUCCUCACCCUUCUUCUCCAGGACCAGGUCAACGGCCUCGAGGUCUGUCAGGGCGACGGUGAAUGGCUACUCGUCGACCCCAUCCCUGGUGCGCUCAUCGUCAACGUCGGCGACCACCUCGAGAUAUUCAGCAACGGACGAUACAAGAGCGUGCUGCACCGGGUGCGAGUGAACUCAACACAAUUGCGGAUCUCGGUGGCGUCGCUGCACAGCCUUCCACCAGAGCGGGUAAUCGGUCCAGCGCCGGAGCUUCUCGCCGAUGGUACCCAACGGCGGUAUAUGGACACCGACCUGACCACCUUCCUCAACUACCUCGCCUCUGCCGAGGGGAAACACAAAACCUUCCUCCAGUCUAGGAGGAUCACUACGUAAUCAUCGAAAUCGACUGAGCUAACUAAUUGAUAGCGCUCAAACCGACCAUUGAGGAGGGUUAUAGAGGAUUGAGAUUGCCCAAGUGCAUGCCCUUAAUGAAUUAGGUUGGUUCAUUCCUGAUUUUUAGUUAUUUAAUUAUUAGUAAGAGCGUCCAUCAAUUGAUGAAUGUUGUUAUAUAUGUAUGUAUGGGACUCCCUACGCAGUUAGCUAGUGUUGUGACACACCCAAGUUGUACGUAUUGAUUUUGGUAUCUAUGUAUCUUUUUUGUUCGAAAGGGGCCAUAUCUAUGUAUGUGUAUAAUUUGUCCAUUCCA